Messenger RNA from Cokeromyces recurvatus, 888 nucleotides. RefSeq lists its product as uncharacterized. The transcript is spliced from 3 exons. The coding region runs from base 1 to 888 and encodes 295 amino acids. The record is from RefSeq and is a predicted model, not a curated record. NCBI's taxonomy places the organism in Eukaryota, Fungi, Mucoromycota, Mucoromycetes, Mucorales, Mucoraceae.
AUGGGUGUAACAGAAUUAGAUCGAAUAAUUCCAUCUUUUAAAUCUAAAUUUUGUCAAGUAAAUCAUACUGUCUCAGUCAAAUUGUUUAACAGGUUAAAACUAAAGAAAUAUGCAACAGUUAAAAAGACAAUUCAAGUUAUAAAAUCAUUAUUAUCCAAAGAAGUAUCUAUAGGAUCAUUAACUCCUCAAAUUCCCAGUAUAAAAAUGAAAGGAAGUCGAGAAAGAUUGAUAGCGUGGUUAUUUAAAGUACCUGAAUGGGCUUGUCUAGGAGAUACGGUCGUCUUUAAAGGAAUUUUUAAUCCUUUGAGAACGAAUCUAGAGAUAAGUAAAAUCAGAAUAGAUAUAAUACAAGAAGAAGUCUAUUUCUAUGAUGCUUCAUGUGUUAAAUCCAAGAAGAGACUUUUAAGCUCAAGCAGUACUUCAUUCUAUUCCAAAAUACCAUUCAAUUCAGAAAUACUUUUUUCAAUUUCUCUAAAAAACUGUUAUACUUCAGAAUUAGGGAGUACAGAUAUCAAUGAUUUAAAUUGGUCUUUUGAGUCGCCUUUUUUAAAGAUACGCCAUUUUAUUCGAAUCCUAUUUUAUGUCAAUGAUGCAAUCACUAUUUGUAUUGGACUUCCUAUUCACUUGACAGCCUUAUCAUGUAUGCAAACACAAAAUUGUAUCGAAUCACUGCCUACAUACGAAAGUGUACUUGAAGAUGAUAGUUUGCCUAUAUACAACCCACAUCAUGUCAACCAUAAGAAUGUAUAUUUUGAUCAACAAGUCCAGAAUAAUUCAGAUACAGCAUUAAAUCAAAAUCAUUGUACACUACUCAUAGAUCAACUAACUAAAGAAGAUUCUAUGGUUAUUAAGGAGCGUACUGUCGAUAGUUUUUCUUUUAUUGAAUAA